AUCUCCGGGAACCCAGCCCAGACCUUGCCUCCCGGACACCCCGACGCUCACGUAGGCGGUGGCUCUGAUGCGGCGAGCGAGCUGGGGCGGGGGCUCCUCCGCGGCCCGGAAGGGUUCUAGCCUAUUCAUCUAACCCAAUGAUGGCUGUGGACAUAGAAUACAGAUACAACUGCAUGGCCCCUUCCUUGCGCCGAGAGAGGUUUGCCUUCAAGAUCUCGCCAAAGCCGAGCAAACCCCUGAGACCUUGUAUUCAGCUGGGCAGCAAGAAUGAAGCCAGUGGAAUGGUGGCCCCAGCUGUCCAGGAGAAAAAGGUGAAGAAGCGGGUGUCCUUCGCAGACAACCAAGGACUGGCCCUGACAAUGGUCAAAGUGUUCUCCGAAUUCGAUGACCCGUUAGAUAUCCCAUUUAACAUCACCGAGCUCCUAGACAACAUCGUGAGCCUGACGACAGCAGAGAGCGAGAGCUUUGUUCUGGACUUUUCCCAGCCAGCCGCAGACUACUUAGACUUCAGAAAUCGCCUCCAGGCCGACCACGUGUGCCUUGAGAACUGCGUGCUGAAGGACAGGGCCCUGGCGGGCACCGUGAAGGUUCAGAACCUUGCCUUCGAGAAGAGCGUGAAAAUAAGGAUGACGUUUGACACCUGGAAAAGCUUCACAGACUUCCCUUGUCAGUACGUGAAGGACACUUACGCUGGUUCGGACAGGGACACGUUCUCCUUUGACAUUAGCUUACCCGAGAAGAUUCAGUCCUACGAAAGGAUGGAGUUCGCCGUGUGCUACGAGUGCAACGGCCAGACGCACUGGGACAGCAACAGAGGCAAGAACUACAGGAUCAUCCGGGCGGAGCUGAAAUCCACUCAGGGCACGGCCGAGCCACACAACGGACCAGAUUUGGGGAUAUCCUUCGACCAGUUUGGAAGCCCUCGGUGCUCCUACGGUCUGUUUCCAGAGUGGCCUAGUUACUUAGGAUACGAAAAGCUAGGGCCCUAUUACUAGAGACUGCAGGUGACAGCGUGGCAGAGCUGCUGCAGGCAAGCCUGGCCCCACUCGCCGAGGGACGGAGAUGGGAGCCAAGAGAAGGGUAAAGCGGAACUGCCAUCAGGCACAGUUUUGGAAAAGGAAGGAUCCUGUUCACUUUUUUCUUAAACCAGCAAAUCCAGCCGGGUUCAGAUUGCAGAACCGGUUUCGCGCUCGGAGCAGAGGUAGUGUGUGCUGGUCCGCUUUGGCACCGUGGCAGCCAGGAGGGUGUGAGCAGGAUGGUGCCAGAAAGAGUGUGGAUGGGGACCAAGCCUGCGCCAGCGCCCGUGAGGCUAGAGGGGCCUGAUCUCUCCUGUCCCGUCGGAUGUGGAACGUCAGUCACCCAGACGUCGCUGAGCCCCCAGCCACCUCCCAGCAGACCCUCACCAUCCAUCUUUGAGUGUCUUCCAACCACCAGGCCUUUCCGGCACGUUGCUGCUGUUCCACGUUGCACCUACUUUGCAUUUCAUCUCUGUGCUGUGUGACACGCUGACCCAAUGUCACACAUUUCUAACGCAGCUACAGAAGAGAGAUGGGAUCUGCUCCUUUUGUUUUUUGCAAGUUCAUUUUUUUGCAUUUUAUUUUCUUCCAUGGUUCAUCCAAUGUUCGGGAAAAGAUAAUAAGGGCAAAUUAGCUUGUGACUGAGACAGGCAUUUCCUCUCCCCUCUUCCUGACCCACGUCUGUAUGCCAGCAGAGUGCAACACGCCAGUUAUCCAAAGCCACUGGCUCCUGUGCAGUGUCACAGAUUGCAGGGUUAUGACAAGGUAGGACAGCCAUGAGUGGGACACUUUGAGCUUUUUCUCUUGGCUUUUGGGGGAGCUUUCUAAGUGCUCACUUUUACCCUGAGUCAGCAGAAGGCUCAGUUACAAGACUGAACUUGCUUGGCUGGUUUGCGAGUGUCUCAUUCUUCACAAAAGAAUUUUAGGUCUCCUUUCCUGGAGCGUCAUCAUUGAUGCUGUGUUUAGGACAUUCGAUUUGCAGAUCCAAUGUGUCUGCAAAGCCUUCGGAAAAUGUUUGGUUUUAUUUUGACUGUGAUUUACAAUAUCCAGGACAUUUUACAAGGACCCAGGGACAUUGAUUUGGGUGUUCUUAUUUAUGGUAUGUGAGUGUGUAAAGGGAUAGGGGAGAAAAACCUCACCACGUUCUUAUGUUAUUUUAAAUGUUUGCCAACUCUGAAAUAUCAGAGGUUAAUUGUUGUUAACCAUAUUGGACUAGAGUGUGUUGGUUAAUGUUAUUGUAAAAGAGACUGUUGGGACAUUCGUUGUCGGAUGGGGUCCCCAAAAACCUGUGAUUUUCCUUGAGCAAGAUUGGUUUUUACUUAGGGGUGUUUUAAAAAUUUUUUUACAUACAUAUUUGUAGAAAGUUGGGGUUUUUUUCUGUUUGUUUUUGGAGUUUGGUUAAAUGACUUUUAUUUUGUUUUUUGCCUGAUCUUACUAAAGUGAGAGUUUUGCUAAGACAAGCAGAAAGAGGAGUGUACAGUUGCCUAGAUUUGGAGGCACAGCUAUUGGGCUUAAAUUUUCUAGAUUAAUCGAAAAAGACCUGGUUUGUGGCUUUGUAUACCACUGUCAGGCAAGCAUUGAGUGCCUUGGCUCCUAGAGUUUUGUGGUUGGGUUUGGGGUUUUUUUUUCAGUUUUGAACUUUAAAAUGUUUUGACUUUUUAAAAAUGCUCUUAGGCGGUGUUUGAUGUAAUCCUUGUUCCUAAAACUGGCUGUUACUAGUCUGCAAUCUAGUGCUUAGUUUUUUGUGCCUCUUCCAGGUGGGUGGCAUUCUGAGAUUACAUGAUAAUAUAAUUUUGGGAGAAAUCACAUUUGUAUCUUAUGCUGAAAUUGGGCAGAACUGUGUUUUAUCUAAGCAUACCAUAUAUCAAGUAUAUAGACAGUACUUUAAAUAUUAUAAAUUUGGUGAUCAGAACUAUUAGGAUAAAUCUAACUCAAAUGGAAGCAAAACUGAUUUCAUGUAGGCCAAGAAUUUUAUUUUGUGUUGAGAAGUGCCCCUCACCCCCCAUGCAGGAAAGGUACAAAGUGCACUGUCAUUUACAUAUUACGACUAAGGAUCAUUCUAUGUUCAUAAGAAAAAGGCCUCAAGUGACCCAAGAAUAAAGUCUGUUUAGUUUUGUGUA
Lemur catta (Ring-tailed lemur) is the source of this 3136-nucleotide messenger RNA. RefSeq names its product protein phosphatase 1 regulatory subunit 3B (gene PPP1R3B). Gene Ontology annotation, biological process: regulation of glycogen catabolic process; regulation of glycogen biosynthetic process. The record is from RefSeq and is a predicted model, not a curated record. Gene Ontology annotation, cellular component: protein phosphatase type 1 complex. The transcript is spliced from 2 exons. Gene Ontology annotation, molecular function: protein phosphatase 1 binding; protein phosphatase regulator activity; glycogen binding. The coding region runs from base 138 to 995 and encodes 285 amino acids. Lineage: Eukaryota; Metazoa; Chordata; Mammalia; Primates; Lemuridae.